AACAAUGCAUACAUUGACCGGAGACACAAUUGAACACGUGUAGACCCUAGAGAGAUCCGAGUAACGAUCAGUCGAGCGGAUGACAACAUUUGUAAACAGUAGUGUUUCUUCUGUGUAGAAACCUGAGGACAGCGCUUUCUGAAAUGAGACCAAUGGCCCCGAGUAUAUGUCGUGGAUAGUACAGGUGUGUUGUAGUAAAUAUAUUGUCACUCGUCUGGCGGGGAAUGGAGCACCACAGCUAACAUCAGGAUGGGGUGUGGAUCCAGUAUGGACUCCUUCGACGAGCCCAAAACCGUGGUGGUUUUCGGGGCUACGGGUUUAUUAGGAGGGUCGGUUGCACGUGCAUUGUUGAACGAUCCUUUCAAGUUCCGAGUGAGAUGUGUCACGCGGAGAACAAAUAGCGACAAAGCGCGGGAGUUGGCGGAACUUGGUGCUGUGAUAGUCAAUGCUAACCUUGACGACACCAAGUCUCUGGAGAAGGCUCUGGUUAAUGCUGACGCCAUGUUCCUCACCACACAUUUCUGGGAGGAGAAGAACAAACAGAAGGAGAUUGUACAGGGACUGAAUGCCAUUGAUGCUGCUGUUAGUUGUGGAGUGUCUCACAUCAUCUUCAAUGGCUCAGAAAAUGUAAAAAAGAUAAUUGGUCGAGAUUGCAGUCACCUGGACUCCAAGUUCUCUAUUGAAGAAUACAUCCGGGAAGUUGAUACAGAGGAAGGAGAAGGCGAGUCACCAACACAAGAUGAAGACAAAGCCCUCGGUCUUAACUACACAAUUCUCCGCCUACCAUUCUGGUAUGAAAAUUUCUAUACUGUCUUCAAGCCAUACAAAUUAAAGUAUGGAGUGUACGCUUUAGCACUGCCUAUGGAAGAUGGUAUACUGGACUGUAUGGCUGUUGAAGAUGUCGGGGAGUGUGUUUAUGACAUACUCUGUAAGCCUAAACUUUUUUAUGGCAAGACUUUGGGCCUGUGUGCAGAUCGACUGAGCAUGACGAAUAUCGUGGACACCUUCAAUAAACACUUUGAUACAAUGAAAUUUAAGGAUCCUAAGAUAAAGAUUCGGGAUUAUGAGAAUUUCAAGUUUGCGGGUUCAAAGGACCUAGCUGCCAUGUUUGAGUUUUAUCGUGACGGCACCUCGGUUGUGAGGGAUAUAAAAGUAACAAAGAAACUUAACUCUCGAACCAAAUCACUGGAUAAAUGGCUGGAUGAGAACAAAGACUAUGUAGAAGGCGCAAUACGAGAGGAUGAGGAGGAUGCACAAACUUGAAUGGAAGGCUUACUUUGUGUGAAAGGGCACUUUAUUUCAGCAGACACAAGUGGGAUGAUAGUCACUGAGCCUGUGAUUAGACACCAGUUUGUCAUUAAUGAUUAUGGCUAAAGUCACAUUGAUGUCUCCGUUUGUGUUGCCAGAAGUAUAUCAUAUAGGGGUAGCCAUGUCGCUACUUCAGCUUCACCGGCCGUGGGUUUCAUUAUCGGCCUUAUCGAACACUUGUUGAAAGUAACUUUAAUUGAUUAAUAACAUCUCUAAAAUCCCUUUGACUGGUGAAGAACCUAUCCUGCCCAUUCCAUCCAUGACAUUUGAUAUCCUACAAUCCACCAGGAAGCUUUACUGUCCAAAGCAUUGGAAAAGCACUGUGAUAAGCUACUUUAACUAAAGAGUUAUAACUAUGCACAUCAAAUGUGAUAAAAAAGUAUUUAUAUGUUUUUACUCCGAUGAUGGAAACAGUUUUAGUUGAUUAAUUAUGUCCGUCCAUCAUGUAAGGGAGAUUUUGUUGAUAACACAAAUUCCCAUCUAUACUAAUACAUUUUGUUUACUUGCAUUUGAACUAAUAAUACAGAACUAUGUGUAGAAAUUUAGAUUAAUUUACAGUCUGUUUACAUUGUUGUUGUUGAUGUCAAUGAAUCUCCGUUAUACAUCCUAAUUACUAAUUGUUUGUUUUUUUGUAAAUAAUAAACUUAAAGUCCUAGUCAGUAAUGAUUAUCCUGGAACUUACGUGCUUUAUUCUCAAGAACAUUGCAUUCCCAGUCCCCCACCAAUAUCAUAAUGUCACCUAUUGCCCCAUCUAAAAAAGUUAUAUAGAAACAGGUUCUAAGUCAGUAAGUUGUGUGUUUACAGCUCCGUAACACACAACUGUAACAAACGGCUGGCUGAUCCAGACUUUUAUAUUAAGAUGAUGUUAACAUGCUGAUGUAAAUAAAAUCUAAGGUACAAACAUA
Molecule: messenger RNA, 2213 nt
Organism: Pecten maximus
Lineage: Eukaryota; Metazoa; Mollusca; Bivalvia; Pectinida; Pectinidae
Product: nmrA-like family domain-containing protein 1
Exons: 10
Coding region: 250-1263 (337 amino acids)
Source: RefSeq, a predicted model, not a curated record